Sorghum bicolor (sorghum) is the source of this 3393-nucleotide messenger RNA. RefSeq names its product homeobox-leucine zipper protein ROC2. The record is from RefSeq and is a predicted model, not a curated record. NCBI's taxonomy places the organism in Eukaryota, Viridiplantae, Streptophyta, Magnoliopsida, Poales, Poaceae. The transcript has 11 exons. Gene Ontology annotation, biological process: regulation of DNA-templated transcription. Gene Ontology annotation, molecular function: DNA-binding transcription factor activity, RNA polymerase II-specific; DNA binding; lipid binding. The coding region runs from base 516 to 2885 and encodes 789 amino acids.
UCGUCCGCAAUAACUCCUUCCUCCCUUCUCCACAUUCUCUUCCACCUCCGUCCGUUCCCCUCCCCUUCCUCUUCCUCUCCUCCCCCUUCCAUGGCCGCCGCUUAGCUUCGUUCUCAAGGCCUCCUCCCUCUCGCCACACACCUCCUGCUAGCUACCCUUCUGAGCUUGCAAAGUUUUGCCGCAUCACAUCGAUCUUGAGAGCUGCAGCAGGCAGAGAUCGAUCAGAGUUCUAUUUUUGCAGAGGCACACAAACAUAUAUAGUUCCUGUAUCUGCUAGAUCUCACUGCCAGCCAGCUCGCAGUGAAGCUUCUCUGGGCUACCUUGUCGCUAGAUCUGUUGCUGGUCGUGCUGUUACUUGGCAGGCAAGGUAUACAUCUCCAUAUAGGAAUAGGAUUGGCGCCGCCUGUUUUCUUGGGUUGUGAGGGAGAUAUACUACGCAUGUGCCAGUGAAUAAAUGGGAAGCAGCUAGUGAGGAGGCAAUAAGAAUCAGGGUUUGAGAGGUCGCGAGAGGAGAAAUGAUGAUCCCGGCGAGGCACAUGCCGCCGAUGAUCGUCCGGAACAGCGCCGCCGCGUACGGCUCCUCGUCGGCACUCUCGCUCAGCCAGCCGAACCUGCUGGACAGCCAGCAGCAGCUCCAGCUCCAGCAGGCGCUGCAGCAGCAGCACCUGCUGGACCAGAUCCCGGCGACGACGGCAGAGAGCGGCGACAACAUGGGCCGCAGCGGCGGCGGCCGGGGGUCCGAUCCGUUGAUGGGGGGCGACGAGUUUGAGAGCAAGUCCGGCAGUGAGAACGUGGACGGCGUCUCCGUUGACGACCAGGACCCCAACCAGCGACCCAGCAAGAAGAAACGCUACCACCGCCACACCCAGCACCAGAUCCAGGAGAUGGAAGCUUUCUUCAAGGAAUGCCCGCACCCGGACGACAAGCAGCGCAAGGAGCUGAGCCGGGAGCUGGGGCUGGAGCCCCUCCAGGUCAAGUUCUGGUUCCAGAACAAGCGCACGCAAAUGAAGAACCAGCACGAGCGGCAUGAGAACUCGCAGCUGAGGGCGGAGAACGAGAAGCUGCGCGCCGAGAACAUGAGGUACAAGGAGGCCCUCAGCAGCGCGUCCUGCCCCAACUGCGGCGGGCCGGCGGCGCUCGGCGAGAUGUCCUUCGACGAGCACCACCUCCGCGUCGAGAACGCGCGGCUCCGGGAGGAGAUCGACAGGAUCUCCGCCAUCGCCGCCAAGUACGUGGGCAAGCCCAUGGUGUCCUUCCCCGUGCUGUCCAGCCCGCUCGCCGGGGCACGCCCGUCGCCGCUGGACAUCGGUGGCGGCGUGGGGGGUGCCGCUGCGUAUGGCGCUGUCGACAUGUUCGGCGGCGGUGUCGCUGUGGACCUGCUGAGGGGUGCCGUGCCGCAGUCGGAUGCCGACAAGCCUAUGAUCGUGGAGCUGGCCGUCACGGCCAUGGAGGAGCUGGUCCGGAUGGCGCAGCUGGACGAGCCGCUGUGGAACGCGCCGGGCCUUGAUGGAUCUGCUGAAACGCUGAACGAGGAGGAGUACGCGCACAUGUUCCCCGGCGGGCUCGGCCCAAAGCAGUACGGGUUCAAGUCAGAGGCAUCGCGCGACAGCUCCGUCGUCAUCAUGACCCAUGCCAACCUCGUCGAGAUCCUCAUGGACGUGAAUCAGUAUGCGACGGUGUUCUCGAGCAUCGUGUCGAGAGCUGUGACGCUGGAGGUGCUGUCCACUGGCGUGGCGGGGAACUACAAUGGUGCAUUGCAAGUGAUGUCAGUUGAGUUUCAGGUACCUUCCCCACUGGUGCCGACCAGGGAAAGCUAUUUCGUGAGAUACUGCAAGCAGAAUGCUGAUGGAUCAUGGGCCGUCGUCGACGUCUCGCUGGACAGCCUGCGCCCCAACUCAGUCCUCAAGUGCCGGCGCCGGCCUUCAGGAUGUCUGAUCCAGGAAAUGCCUAAUGGCUACUCAAAGGUGACCUGGGUGGAGCACGUCGAGGUGGACGACAGGUCAGUGCACAACAUCUACAAACUGCUGGUUAACUCAGGGCUUGCCUUUGGAGCACGCCGGUGGGUUGGAACGCUAGAUCGCCAGUGCGAGCGCCUUGCCAGUGUCAUGGCCAGCAACAUUCCGACUAGUGAUAUUGGUGUGAUCACGAGCACGGAGGGGAGAAAGAGCAUGCUGAAGCUGGCUGAGAGGAUGGUGAUGAGCUUCUGCGGUGGAGUGACGGCCUCAGCUGCACACCAGUGGACUACGCUCUCAGGCAGUGGUGCUGAGGACGUCCGUGUCAUGACCAGGAAGAGCGUCGACGACCCUGGCAGGCCACCGGGCAUAGUCCUCAACGCUGCCACCUCUUUCUGGCUCCCCGUCCCGCCCAAGCGUGUCUUCGACUUCCUUCGUGAUGAAAGCUCUCGCAGCGAGUGGGACAUCCUCUCCAAUGGCGGUGUUGUUCAAGAAAUGGCUCACAUCGCCAAUGGCCGCGAUCAUGGCAACUGCGUCUCGCUUCUUCGUGUCAAUAGCACCAACUCGAACCAAAGCAACAUGCUGAUCCUGCAAGAGAGCUGCACUGACGCAUCAGGCUCGUACGUCAUCUAUGCGCCAGUGGAUGUGGUCGCGAUGAACGUGGUCCUCAAUGGCGGCGACCCUGACUAUGUGGCACUCCUACCCUCUGGCUUUGCCAUCCUUCCUGACGGUCCGGCAGGCAGCAACAUGCAAGGCGAUGGUGGUGUUGGCUCAGGUGGAUCGCUCCUGACGGUGGCGUUCCAGAUACUGGUCGACUCCGUCCCCACAGCCAAGCUCUCCCUGGGGUCGGUGGCGACAGUGAACAGCCUCAUCGCCUGCACCGUGGAGCGCAUCAAGGCGGCGGUCUCUGGCGAGAGCAAUCCCCAGCAGUAACUUUGUUGAAUCAAACAGUGUUCUUAUCCUUUGCAUUGAAGGAGCAGCAAAUUUUAGAGCUUUCAUCAGUGGGAAGUCAAGAACGCACCUCAGACUCUCCUUGCCAUGUGGUGCUCAUAGUUUGGGUUAUUUUUCGCCUAGUUUUCCCAGAAUUUCUGGGUAUUAUUCCAUUUCAGUCACCGAAGAAAAUGAGUCACCACUACGCAAGGGUAGUUGGUUCGGGUAUUGACUUCCUCUUCAUGUUGGCCUCUCGGAUGCUGCUACCUCUGAAUUUAGGCUUCUUUUUCUUCUCUUGUGGAGUACAAAACCGUUAUUUAGCAUGUAAUUUGUGCUGUUGCUGCAGUUGUUCAGACUUUCAGUAUCCUGGAUUCCCCAAAUAGAGAUUUGUUUCCCUUAGGUUUUAUACUUCUGCAGUGCUUCUUAAUGUCUAGCCAUCAUUUCAGUACCAAACGUGUCUGUAACGUGGUUGCAUGCAUACUUGCGUUAUUGUUGAAUGUCUUCGAUGCUA